Neurospora hispaniola is the source of this 2043-nucleotide messenger RNA. RefSeq names its product voltage-dependent anion channel. Gene Ontology annotation, cellular component: membrane. The transcript is spliced from 2 exons. Gene Ontology annotation, molecular function: malate transmembrane transporter activity. The coding region runs from base 43 to 1569 and encodes 508 amino acids. NCBI's taxonomy places the organism in Eukaryota, Fungi, Ascomycota, Sordariomycetes, Sordariales, Sordariaceae. The record is from RefSeq and is a predicted model, not a curated record. Gene Ontology annotation, biological process: malate transmembrane transport.
GUUUUGCCGGGCAUCAACACCUCUACUUGCACAUCAAGCAUCAUGUACAGCGUCAAAAAGCAGGAGGGCGUCAUCCCAAUCGUACUCGAUGCGGCCGCGCGCCCCAGCUCCAAGAUCUCCGAGUUCUUCGGGGACACCCUCAUAAACGAGCCAACCCCGAGUCCCGAGCGACGAAAGAUCUUGCGCAAGCGACACCGGCGCCCACAUCACGCAACCGCCGAGCCGUUCACGGCGCCUCAGCGGAAGGACUUGCGUCCCCGCAGCCCAUCCAACAUUCUCAUCCAAAGCUGCGGUCUAUUACGAUUCACAUGGCCCACAUCCCUCGGUCUCCUCUCCCUCAUCCUCUUCCUCCUCCCGCCCCCUUACCGCUUCCACGGCCUGACCACCCUCACCACCGCCCUCUUCAUCACCGACGUUGUUCUUUUCAUUCUUUUUGCGCUGCUCAUGCUCUGCUGCUCCUUGGUUCAUUCCAAGUGCUGUACUAGACCGCGCCAGCUAUGCCAUGAAUUAACUUCUAAUGCCGCAAAACUGGGGUCACUCGCUUAUUGGCCGAUGGCGUGGCUUACGUUGGUGGCUUUUGCUGUGUUUCUUGCUGGGUAUGGUGAUGACCGGCUUCAGGCUGAGCAUUGGAGUGGAAAGGGGAAUGCUGAUGGAGGAGGGGAAAAAGAGCUGAGGAAACGUGUGUUGACGAUGAUUGCUUAUGUGAUGUGGUGGGUUGGGGUGGUGUGGAUGACGGGGACGAUGGUGUUUGUGAUGGGGGUUUUAAUGGGGUUGGUGGGAGGGCAGAGUGAGCGGUGGGUGUUGAGGAAGGGACUUGAUGGUGGAAGAGAGGAAGCAGAUGAGGUGAGGGUGGCGUUGCCGGGAUGUAUGCUGACUUCUGCUUUUGGGAUGGGGUUGUUGGCGUUAGUGGGAGGACUGUUGGUGUCGGUGUUGGUGAGGUUGGGAACGUUAUCAGUGGGCAUGGCGACUCCGGUGCUGGUGUUGUCGUUGUGUGUAGAAGGAGUGGCGCUCUUCACGACGCUAUUCCUGUUUGCGGUGCUGCAGCAGGAAAUGGUACAGGUGGAAGGAUGGGCGUCCGUUCACUUGAUCAAGAUUUCCUUGUGGAUGAUGGGGUCGGCGAGUGUUUGUGCCGCGGCGGUACAGAUGCUCGGAAGAGCAGUGGAGGACGUCAGUGCUAUUCUCGGUGACGACGACACCCAAAGAAGUUCAAGUGGUAACCUGUUCGACACGCCUGCUACGGCGCAGGUUGCUCACGUGGUAUGCACCCUCUUGGCCUUGCUCCUCCUCGGCUUGGCCGCUCUCUGGCUUAUUGUCUCUCUUGUGGCAUUCGUGAGCUUUGCCAUCCACAGAAGACUGUCAUGGAAGGGGCAAUGCAGCGAUACUGUCAUCCCGGUGGCGGCGUUGGCGCUUUCCACGGUGCAGUUCAAGUCAGAGUUGAACUCAUCCUUCUUUGGCAUUGUCACUUGCGUGUUGGUGAUGGCCGCAGCUGCUUCUCUUCUCGUCAAUCUUGUCCUGUGCAUGAAGCAGUUGGUGAGUACAACGUUCAUGGCUUCGCUCGAACAGGAGUAGCGAGUGAGAUGGCGAGAAAUCCACCAGCGGAAGGAAGAGGAUCGGGAGGUGAGAUCCGCCGGGCCAUGGUUCUUUCUAACUUCGAUCCUUGAGGAUUGGGGCCAACAGACAAUGAAGCGAGACAUUCUGCCAUCUUUUUGGCAAUCUCAAAGUGUUUUGAUGAUAAAAUGCGCGACGGGUGUUAUGCUCCGAAAAGCUGUGACAAAUCACUCCACAGCAUAUAGGGGAAGCUCUAGGCUUCCACUUUUGCACCUUGCCUAUCUCUUCCGAAAUGCCCGACGCCGGUCACGAACUCCGUCAAUCAGCGCCUUUUCUCUCUUAGCGCCGUAUUCCUUCCGCUCGUCUGUCGGCUGUUGCACCACUCACGGUCCACCGUUCUCGACUCCGCCUCGACAAUGGGGCACAUAUCAUGAUAAGCGAACUUUGCGACAUCCACCGUCCGACUUCUUGGGAUGAGAUCUUUUACCAACGGUG